UGUUAAUGACAGCUGUUACCUAGCAACGGAACACAUGCGUAAUAUUUUGACACGCAUCUUUGGAGGGUCAGAGACAAAACAUGGCUAAACAACAAGACCCAGAGGACGAUGAAGAAAUCCUGAGCACGUUUGAAAAGUUUGUUCGGAAUCAGGGACUGGUUGACUGGCCCGUGGCGUUUGAGGAGAAUAUAGAGAUAUCAUCCCACUUCAAACAUUACAGUCAUCCCAGACAGAUAUAUGACUACUUUAAAGUAAACGUGCCAUUCCCAGUGGACGUCACCAUGUCCUUCUCCAAGAGCAUAGAGGAGCUAUAUUCCAAGAUAAAACUACAUGCAUCCAUAAUGUCACAAGAACAGAGCAAAAACAAGAAUGCGGAAUCAGUGUUUGAUGACAUGAAUAAAUAUAAAAUGUAUGUGCAAAGAGCACAUCGAAUCAUGAAAGAGCAGAGUGAGGCAGUGUCGCGGAGCUUGGACAUCAAGGACUAUGACUACCCAGGGUUUGAUGCAGUCGAGGACACUGACAUCCCAGGACAUCCUGAUGCCUUACAGCAUUUGGACAGAGUAUCAGAGGCCCAAGGCUUUAAUCCAGGCUUCCUGAAGAUCUGGAGGCCGUUCUUUCUGUGUGAUCUGUCCGUGGCUGUUCUCAAAGACACAUUCUGGUGGUUCUUCCUCCACAGAUUUAAGCCUAAUGUGGAGGAGGAGAGCCAGUUGUUUGAUCGGAUCUCUGGAGCCUUUGUCUCUCUGCUGAUGACCGUUCAGAUGGACCUGAAGGACAAGCUCUUUAAGGUGUAUGCAGACUGCCUGGCCCAGGCGGUCUACGCAGCGUUCUACGGAGCGUUCCCUGAGUCCAUGGAACGUCUAGGCCAUGACUUCAAGACAGACCUGACUGACCUCAUCUCCCUCUGGGUGUCAGGUGUGAAGCCCACCCUGUUGUCAUGGCAGAGCUGGAACCUGGGCUGGCUGGAUCCUGUUGACACGUCCGUGAAGAGCCAUGGAGAGUCAGCAUGUGACCUGCAGAUGGAGUUUGAAGAGCUGGUGUCCAGCGCCAGGAGACUAAGUCUCAGCAGCACAGAGAAGCAGAAGAGAGGAAGCAUUGCUAAUGCUGACUCCAGGAUGGACCGCAAGAGAGAGUCCCACUACAUCGGAGCAGGUCCAGAGUUCCAGCAUGUCUGUUUCAAGCCCUGUGGUCAGAGUCCUCUGGUGUCUCGUUACCUGCACCUCCAAGACAUCCCUACACCCGCUGGAUCUGACACACGCAGGAUCAGACGCACUGAGAUCACCAACCUCACUCCUUCCAAACCCACCUACCAAGAGGUGCUGACUGAUGUGGAGGAGAGGAGCCACAAAAGGCAACAGGAAUACAACACGUUCUGCCAGCAGACCAAACAGGAGAUAGCUGACAUCCACAGAGAUCGACUGAUCCAUAACAUGAAACUCAACAGGAUGAAGAAAGAGAUUUUCAGUGACCGCAUGGAGGUGAAGAUCGCCAGCGAGGGAAUCAUGAAUAAAUGGAACCAUCCCCCGUACCGCCAGCGUCUGCAGAAGGGAGAGGAGAAAGAGAGGAAAGAGGAGUCAGAGGAGGUGAAGAAUACAAACCAACCUUCUGUUUCUCCAGAGAACCGAAAGACAGCUGGACAAUGACACUGCAACUUUCAGCACAGUGUCUCUCUCUCCCUCUCCCUCCCUCUCUCCCUCUCUCUCUCCCUCUCCCUCCCUCUCCCUCUCUCUCCCUCUCUCUCUCCCUCUCUCUCUCUCUUUCUCUUUAUGCCACUCAGAUCUACAGAACACGAUGUCAGUGUUUUGUGCUACAUUAAUAUAUUUUACAUUUGUUUUCAUUGAAAUUCACCCAGAUGAUUUAAAUGCCAAUCUUCACACUUCACCAUUCACCAGUCACACUGUGAUUAUUUCCCUUCGGUCUGUUCUCCCUUUCUCAGACGCUGACUUGAAACAGUGUGUGUGUGUGUGUGUGUGUGUGUGUGUGGGCCAGAGCAGGGCUAGUGUGUUUUACAAUUCAUGAAGGCUCAGAAACAUCACAGAAACAUAUUACCUCUCAGAGACUCACAGCACACCAGAGGAGAGGGUGUGUGUGUGUGUGUGUGUGUGUGUGUGUGUGUGUGUGUGUGUGUGUGUGUGUGUGUGUGUGUGUGUGUGUGUGUGUGUGUGUGUGUGUGUGUGUGUGUGUGUGUGU
Oncorhynchus nerka (sockeye salmon) is the source of this 2187-nucleotide messenger RNA. RefSeq names its product protein FAM227B. The record is from RefSeq and is a predicted model, not a curated record. Lineage: Eukaryota; Metazoa; Chordata; Actinopteri; Salmoniformes; Salmonidae. The transcript is spliced from 15 exons. The coding region runs from base 81 to 1640 and encodes 519 amino acids.